UACAGUAAAAUCGUGAAGGGCGAUUAUUUUCCUUGCUUCCUGACUCGAUCUAAGAUCUCUGCCACCCUGCUCCGCCAGAACCUCCCGAAUCGGUCGCCACGAAGAAAUGGGAAGGCGCCGCCGGUUCGCUCUGCAGUACACCAGCGACGACGACGACGACAAUGCUGCACCCGAGGCGCCCAAAACCACAGUCCCCGACUCCUCGCGCCACAAGAAGCAGCAGCGCCGCUACCGCGACGGCGAUGACGACGAGGCGGACCUGGAGCUCGCGGAGGAGGAAGAGCAAGAGAUGAAGAGCAACGAGGAGGAGGAGACGCAGGCCCGCAAGCCCGCGCGCCCUGCUGAGAACAGCGACGGGGAGCUGGGCCACAAGGCGAAAGCGGAUGAGGAGGGGGACGACGGAAAUGGUUCGGAUGCGGUGCCCUUGGGCAACCCCGUGGAGGUUCCUGGCGAGGGGAAGCACUACUCUUCCUUCGAAUACGAGGGCAACAUCUACAAGCUCGAGGAUUCGGCGAUGUUCUCGCCUGAUCUGGAGAACGACAAGCCCUAUGUCGGCAUCAUCAAGGGUAUAAUUGAAGUUGAUGGGAGCUUAUCCGUAAGUGCUCAGUGGUUUUAUAGACCAGAAGAAGCCGAGAAAGAGGGUGGUGACCCAAGGGAGUUAUUUUAUAGUUUUCAUAUUGAUGAAGUGCCAGCAGAGUCAGUUAUGCACAUGUGUGUGGUCCAUUUCAUUCCUGAGCACAAGCAGGUGCCAAGUAAAAAGGAACACCCUGGAUUCAUUGUCCAACAGGUGUAUGACCACAGAGAGGAGAAGAUGUAUAAAAUAACGGAUAAGGACUAUGAGGAUGACAAGCAGCAUCAGAUUGAUCUCCUUAUUAUGAAAACAAUAGACCGUAUUGGGAGGCUUCCAGAUCGUGAUCCUGAAGAUAUACCUGGUGACAACACUGAUAAAUUAUCAAGACGAGGCUUGCGGAAGAGACCUCUGAAGCCUAAAGAUGUUCCAAGAGAUGCUUCUACAGGCAUAUCUGAGCAAUUCAGAAGAGAAGAUACACCCGUGAAUGAUAAUCUGAAGUAUUUUGCCAUCCUUGUCAGACAUGAAGUGAUUACUGGUAACCAGUAUCGUGAUUGGUGGCUUGAUAAAUUUGUAGACACUAUUCUGGCACUCCCUCAUUCAAGAAAUGAUAAUGAAAAUUCUUAUGCCCCUAAUGAGGUUGUUCCAAUAGUAGCCUCCUUAGAAAGAUCAACGUUUGAAGCUCUUCAUGCAGACUACCAUAAGUAUAACCAGAAAAUGAGAACAUUAUUGUUCAAUAUCAAGAAAAGCUCUGUACUGUGCAAGCGACUAAUGGACAAGGCGCUUGAUCCUCCGGUUCUGUUAACGAUGACCCCUGACGAACUAAAGGCUGGGUUGACACCAGCAGAGAUAGCGUCUGAAUCAGAAGAAUCAAGGCAGCUGCAGAUGACUGAGGCCCGGUGUAGAAGAUGCACAGAAAAGAAAGUAGGCAUACUUGAUAUCAUUCAUGCCAGCCGUGGAGAUCGCUAUCAGGAAUUAGAGACUUCCCUAAAGCUCAAUUGUUGCAAAGGAUAUUUCAAAGGGUAUUGCUCACAAAGGUCGAAUGUAUUUCCUGCGGAUACACAUCAUUUGCGUCCAGAGAUGACAUCUUAAGAAAUGGCUAGCGAGAUCAGGCGAUCAGCCAGACAAGAAGCCUGCUACUGAUGCUCGCAAUGAGAACACGGAGGCUUACAUGGAGAGGCAGACCAUAGUCUAACAUGCGAAGCGGGAUGAACCCUCCCUGCGCCUGCAACUAAUCAUGGGUCGUGAUAUGUAGAAUGACCAUUCACAAAAAAAAAGAUAUGUAGGAUGACAUCAGUGUUAGGCGCCUGUUGAUGCUUGAAAAUGGCAUGAUCGCAAAAAGUUACUUGAGGUUGUAGCAAGAUAAGGUCAAAUUCAUGAUUUCAUGUCACCA
Messenger RNA from Triticum aestivum (bread wheat), 1961 nucleotides. RefSeq lists its product as uncharacterized. Bases 107 to 1660 code for a protein of 517 amino acids. The transcript has 9 exons. NCBI's taxonomy places the organism in Eukaryota, Viridiplantae, Streptophyta, Magnoliopsida, Poales, Poaceae. The record is from RefSeq and is a predicted model, not a curated record. Gene Ontology annotation, biological process: DNA-templated transcription. Gene Ontology annotation, molecular function: chromatin binding.